Molecule: messenger RNA, 615 nt
Organism: Zingiber officinale
Lineage: Eukaryota; Viridiplantae; Streptophyta; Magnoliopsida; Zingiberales; Zingiberaceae
Exons: 3
Coding region: 1-555 (184 amino acids)
Source: RefSeq, a predicted model, not a curated record
AUGGAGGAAGCUAGGAAACUCAACAUUAUUACUAUAUCACAGGAGGAUCUGGAUCAGCUCAUCCAGACCAAAGCACAAAAGAUUUUUCAACAACCUCAAGCCAAAACUGGAGAGCAUUCUUCCAUUCCCCUUUGGAACAAGGAGGUCGAAAGGAAUUUCCCCAAGAAUUCUCUAGAGCAACGCCAAGUUGAUGAUCUUCCUCUAGGUGAAAUAAAUGAAGUCUAUCUUUUGGAUUUCAUUGGAUCCUCUGGUUUUAUCGGGGAAUUAUAUCCAAAAGUCGAGAGUGUGAUAAUAUUAGACCAUCAUAAGACUGUAGUUGAAGCUCUCUGUGGCAAUGCUUCAUUUGGCAAGAAUGUGAUAAAGGUUAUUGAUAUGGAUAAGAGUGGUGCUACAAUUGCAUUUGACUUCUUUAAAGAAAAGCUUUUAAAAAGAAGUGAUACUUUGAAAGGUCUUGGAAUCCACAACCAUCAGGAGGCAGGUCAAAAAAAUUUGUCUGGUUGCAAAUUUGAAAGAGUACAGAAGCUCUUUGAAUACAUUGAAGAUGGUGACAUAUAGAGGUGGAAGCUCCCGCACAGCAAAGCUUUUAGUAGUGGCUUGAAAGAUAUGAAUAUAGAA